This is a messenger RNA of Talpa occidentalis (Iberian mole), 1194 nucleotides long. RefSeq lists its product as uncharacterized. The coding region runs from base 1 to 852 and encodes 283 amino acids. The record is from RefSeq and is a predicted model, not a curated record. NCBI's taxonomy places the organism in Eukaryota, Metazoa, Chordata, Mammalia, Eulipotyphla, Talpidae. The transcript is spliced from 6 exons.
AUGACCGCCAGACGCCACAUUGGCGUGAACGCCGAGGAUGUUAGUCCCUGGAUCCCUUGGGAAACGCCCUCGCUGCCCCCUAGGCGGGACACCGAGGGCUACGGGGCUGAGCGCUCGGGCACAGGCGGCCGGGGCCGUGCACAGCGAGGGCUUUCACAGGCCGAGGACGCGGACACAGAGGUCAUUCUCGGCGAAGAAACCGGUCAGCUGUUGCGGGGUGACCUCCGUUCAGGGGACAGCGAGCGUCUGCCCAGCCGAUCCACUGCCGGCGCCGACCAGAAAGACCUACCCCCGGAGCCGAUCCCGGACCUGGUUCCUGUCCAGCGGCUGUCCCGGCCUCCGCACCCCGGAGCUGCGCUCCCCUUCGGAGAACGUCAGGUGUUGACUUGGGGCGACCUGAGGGCUCCAUCGCCCUUCAGGUUCCAAACGUCGACCCGACAACUCACGUCUGCGGCCGCCGUGCAGAGCGUUUUCGAGGUCCCAGGCUGCUCCAUGUGCUUCGAUGGCACCAGGUGGCAUCCAUGGGGUGAGGACGCCGGCCACACGCGGCGAGCCGGACGGGCAGAGGCGGUCUGCAGCUGCGUCGUCCAUGGCGGGCAUUGGGAGCGUCAGGCUGCUCGGCAGAGGGGCGCCGUGGGGCUGGUGUGGGGGCAUCGCCUGGACCCAACACAGGGUCAGGGACACUGCCCGGCGAACCUCGCUGCACUACAAAUAGUCCAGGAGACAGGGACACCCCCCCAGCUCCUCGUACAGAGAACUUUCUGCGUGGUCUCUGCGGCCAGGCUGGCUCUCCGGACACGAGCGUCCGCAGGAGGAAGCGUUAAUGUGGAAUUUACUGGAACACAAACCUGAGGCUAAUGGCGCAAACCGACAGAAAGGGAAGCUGCUUCUCAAGCGCGUGAACUCCAGGAGUGGUUCCCACCAGGGCUCAGCGACCCUCACGAAGAGCAGCACGCGGCCCCGGGGAUGGCUCGGGCGCUUCCAGUUUCCUCGAGGUGACCGGGCGGGGGUUCGGCAAAGAUACCCAAACGCCCAGGAACGGGGCGGCGUGGCCCCGCACCCCCACGACCGUGAGCCUCUACGCUGCACCCGGGCAGCACUUCCUUGCCCACCUUGAAGGUGCGGGGUCACUCGCUGACAUGCAGACCGGGUGCGGCUCCAGCCGCCCGACCCCUCCUGGCUGUGCAGCCCUGA